UUCGACCUGACCUGGCAUGGCCGUGACCCAGGAGGUCCGCAGCGAAGAAGCUCAGCUCCAGGCGCUGCAGAAACUGGAUGAGGAGUGCGUCCAGCUACAGGUUCAGGGCAACUACGUGGCAGCGCUCGAGUGCAUGGAACGAGCCCUCGUGCUGCGCCGCCACUUUUUUGGUCUUGCUAGCCCCGAGGUAGCGAGGUAUUUGGUCGCGCUAUGUCAUAUGCUUUGCAAUUUGCUCUCGAUGACGUUUCUGCAGCAAGAAAACUACGCCGUGACCAUCGAGCUGCUCAAAAAGGCCGAAAUUCUCACCGAACAUCUUCCCGAAGAGCGUGCCACAACGCUCAACAACAUGGCGUGCUACUACCGCCGGAUUGGCAAGCUCCAUGGCGCUCUCAGCUGCCUCAAGCGGGCGCUCGAGAUUGAGCUGCGCAUCCAAAAGGUGAGUGCGACGGCGGACACGCAUUUGAACCUGUGCGCCGUCUACUCGACCAUGGGCAAGCACCCGUCGGCGCUCGAGCACGCCCAAGCAGCGCUCAUUGUGCUGCACGAAGAGCUCUUUAGCCAAGGGAAAGACUUGCAGCACUUUGACCACCGGCGCGACCGCGUCUCGGUGCUGUGCAUUGCGUACCACAACAUUGGCGUCGAGUACGAGUACCUCAAGCAGUUUUCCCAGUCGGGAGUCGGUAUUGCCGAACAGUACCUCGGACCCGCCAACGGAGUCACAAUUACACUCACCAACUCCUCGACGCACGCUGCAGACUAA
Molecule: messenger RNA, 760 nt
Organism: Saprolegnia diclina VS20
Lineage: Eukaryota; Oomycota; Saprolegniomycetes; Saprolegniales; Saprolegniaceae
Exons: 8
Coding region: 17-760 (247 amino acids)
Molecular function (GO): protein binding
Source: RefSeq, a predicted model, not a curated record